AAUGUGACAAGGAUACAGCUGUCCAGUUUUGAUAAAAUGAGAUUGAGUGCCAGAAAUGUAGAAAGGAUACUGGAACAAAAUGUCAACCCAAGCAGUCUUCGUCUUUUAUCACUUAACGACAGUGUUAUGGUGUUUGAAAUGGAGAUCGCCUACAAUACAUCUACGAUGAUCAACUCACUCCUCUCCCGUGCCCGGAUAGAACUCUGUCAGACAAAGGUCCCGGGAACCAGUAAAGGUCGGUAUAGUAAUGGCGACGGGAAGAAUAACUCCAGUAAGACGGGGGCGGACGCUGGUGGAGUGUUGGGAGCCCUCUUUGUCACCGUCCUCGGCAUUGUGAUGUUUCUCUUAUACAGGUAGUUAGAGUAAAACUUGAAACUGAUACCAUAUACAAUACAACGCCAUACACUGUAUACAGGUACUACAUACCAGAUACAAUACGUCAUACACUGUAUACAGGUACUACAUACCAGAUACAAUACAACGUCAUACACUGUAUACAGGUACUACAUACCAGAUACAAUACAACGUCAUACACUGUAUACAGGUACUACAUACCAGAUACAAUACGUCAUACACUGUAUACAGGUACUACAUACCAGAUACAAUACAACGUCAUACACUGUAUACAGGUACUACAUACCAGA
Molecule: messenger RNA, 644 nt
Organism: Pecten maximus
Lineage: Eukaryota; Metazoa; Mollusca; Bivalvia; Pectinida; Pectinidae
Exons: 3
Coding region: 37-357 (106 amino acids)
Source: RefSeq, a predicted model, not a curated record